AUGGGGACCACUGAAGCCACACUCCGGAUGGAAAAUGUGGAUGUGAAAGAGGAAUGGCAGGACGAGGAUCUUCCCAGGCCACUCCCAGAAGAGACCGGAAUGGAAUUGCUUGGCAGCCCAGCUGAAGACACAUCCUCCCCUCCCAAUACGCUGAAUUUCAACGGAGCUCAUCGUAAGAGAAAGACACUGGUGGCCCCAGAGAUUAACAUUUCUCUGGAUCAGAGUGAGGGCUCCUUGCUGUCCGAUGACUUCUUGGAUACCCCUGAUGACCUGGAUAUAAACGUGGAUGACAUCGAGACCCCCGAUGAGACCGACUCACUGGAGUUCCUAGGAAAUGGCAAUGAACUAGAGUGGGAAGAUGACACCCCUGUGGCCACUGCCAAGAACAUGCCUGGGGACAGUGCAGACUUAUUUGGGGAUGGUGCAGCAGAGGACGGCAGUGCUGCCAACGGGCGCCUGUGGCGGACGGUGAUCAUCGGGGAACAAGAACACCGUAUUGACCUGCACAUGAUCCGGCCCUACAUGAAGGUGGUCACCCAUGGAGGGUACUAUGGUGAAGGUCUCAAUGCCAUCAUCGUCUUUGCCGCCUGCUUCCUCCCAGACAGCAGCUCCCCAGACUACCACUACAUCAUGGAGAACCUCUUCCUGUACGUCAUCAGUAGUUUGGAGCUCCUGGUGGCAGAGGACUACAUGAUCGUGUACCUGAACGGUGCCACCCCCAGGCGGAGGAUGCCUGGCAUCGGCUGGCUGAAGAAGUGCUACCAGAUGAUUGACCGGAGAUUACGGAAAAACCUGAAGUCUUUGAUCAUUGUCCACCCUUCCUGGUUCAUCCGGACUGUGCUGGCUAUAUCACGCCCCUUCAUCAGCGUCAAGUUCAUCAAUAAGAUCCAAUAUGUGCACAGCUUGGAAGACCUGGAGCAGCUUAUCCCCAUGGAGCAUGUCCAGAUCCCAGAAUGCGUCUUGCAAUAUGAGGAGGAAAGACUCAAGGCCAGGAGAGAGAGCGCGAGGCCUCAGCCAGAGUUUGUCCUGCCCAGUUCCGAAGAGAGGACAGAGGCAGCAGCAGUGGAGAACAGAUCUGCUCCAGCCACAGAAGAUCAAGAAACAAGCAUGUCCUGA
Messenger RNA from Otolemur garnettii (small-eared galago), 1116 nucleotides. RefSeq names its product ATCAY, caytaxin (gene ATCAY). Gene Ontology annotation, biological process: apoptotic process. NCBI's taxonomy places the organism in Eukaryota, Metazoa, Chordata, Mammalia, Primates, Galagidae. Gene Ontology annotation, cellular component: cytoplasm. The record is from RefSeq and is a predicted model, not a curated record. The transcript is spliced from 12 exons. The coding region runs from base 1 to 1116 and encodes 371 amino acids.